This is a messenger RNA of Sphaerodactylus townsendi, 2399 nucleotides long. RefSeq names its product kelch like family member 21 (gene KLHL21). The coding region runs from base 223 to 2004 and encodes 593 amino acids. The transcript has 4 exons. Lineage: Eukaryota; Metazoa; Chordata; Lepidosauria; Squamata; Sphaerodactylidae. Gene Ontology annotation, molecular function: protein binding. The record is from RefSeq and is a predicted model, not a curated record.
UAAGCCGGGCCUAGACGCCUUGCUUCCGAGGAGACGUGCCUGGUGACUGUCGCCUGGCCGCAGCUGCUGUGCCGCUCGUCUCACUUGGCAGGCGCUCCAAGGGGCCCCGCCGCCUCCCUCCAGCCAGCCAGCCAGCCGCCCGCCCCCUCCGGAGGGAGGAGCCGGUCAAGGGGCGCCCGGGCGGGCCUUUGUGUGGCUGCGCGGGCGCGUCGGGCGCAGAGGAUGGAGCCGUCGGAGGCGGCGCACGGCGCGGCGCUGCUGCGGGGCCUGGCGGCCUUGCGGGCCGAGCGGUGCCUGCUGGACGUGACGCUGGUGGCGGGCGGCGGGCGGGAGUUCGGGGCGCACCGGGCCGUGCUGGCGGCGGCGUCGGGCUACUUCCGCGCCAUGUUCGGCGGGGCGCUGCGGGAGGCGCGGGCCGAGCGGGUGCGGCUGCACGGCGUGGAGCCCGAGUGCCUGGCGCUGCUGCUCGACUUCGCCUACACGGGCCGCGUGGCGCCGCCGCGCCUGGGCCCGGAGCUGGCCGAGCGCCUCCUGCGCGCCGCCGACCUGCUCCAGUUCCCCGCCGUCAAGGAGGCGUGCGGCGCCUGGCUGGCGGCGCGCCUCGAACCCGCCACGGCGCUGGACAUGCAGGACUUCGCCGAGACCUUCGCCUGCGCGCCGCUGGCCGCCGCCGCGCACCGCUGCGUCCUGCGCCACGCCGCCGCCGGGUCCGACGGGCUGGGCGCGCAGCUGGAGCGGCUCCCCCUGGCGCGCCUGGUCUCCUACCUGCGCGACGACGCGCUGCGCGUGCCCAAGGAGGAGGCCGCCUUCGCCCUGGCCCUGCGCUGGGUGCGCGCCGAGCCGGCCGCGCGCGCCGCCCUCCUCCCCCAGCUGCUGGCCCACGUGCGCCUGCCCUUCGUGCGCCGCUUCGCCCUCCUGGCCCACGUCGAGGGCGAGCCCCUGGUGGCCCGCUCGGCCGCCUGCCUGCGCCUGGUCGCCGAGGCGCGCCUCUUCCAGGCCGGACGCCUCGACCGGCACGACAUCGGGCCCUGCGCGCGCCUCCGCCCGCGCCCCUCCACCGGCCUGGCCGAGAUCCUGGUGGUGGUGGGCGGCUGCGACCGCGACUGCGACGAGCUGGCCACCGUCGACUGCUUCAACCCGCGCACGGGGCACUGGCGCUACCUGGCCGAGUUCCCCGACCACCUGGGCGGAGGGUACAGCGUGGCGGCCCUGGGCAACGACAUCUACGUCUCCGGAGGAUCCGAUGGCUCUAGACUCUACGACUGCGUCUGGCGAUACAACUCUAGCGUAAACGAGUGGACGGAGGUCUCCCCAAUGUUAAAAGCCCGUGAGUACCACAGCUCAGUGGUCUUGGAUGGACUCCUCUACAUUGUGGCUUCGGACAGCACGGAACGCUACGACCACUCGCUGGACGCCUGGGAGACCAUGCAGCCCAUGCUCUACCCCAUGGACAACUGCUCCACAACAGCUUGCCGUGGCAAGCUCUACGCCACAGGCUCUUUGGCCGGCAAGGAGUCCAUGGUUAUGCAGUGCUACGACCCGGAGACGGACCUGUGGUCUCUCGUCAACUGUGGGCAAGUCCCCCCGUGGUCCUUCGCCCCCAAGACCGUCACUCUCAGCGGGCUGAUGUAUUUUGUAAGAGAUGACUCUGCUGAAGUUGAUGUGUACAACCCUGCGAAGAAUGAAUGGGACAAAAUACCUUCAAUGCUCCAGGUUCACGUCGGUGGCAGCUUGGCCGUACUGGGCGGGAAGCUCUACGUCUCCGGCGGCUACGACAGCACCUUUGAACUCUCCGGCAUCGUGGAGGCCUACGAUCCCGAAACGCGGGCCUGGAGCGUGGUGGGUCAGCUGCCGGAGCCGAUCUUCUGGCACAGCAGCGUCAGCAUUUUCCGCCAGUUCAUGCCCGAGACCGAGGAGGACGAAGAGCCCCCCUUGGACAACGCCAUCAGCCUGAGCCGGCAGCAGCAGAACCUUCGCAAUCAGAACUUGAACGAGCUGCAUUAGCAGCCGGCUUGCCUCUGGUGGCUCGGAGUAGACCUGCAGCGCAGAACCUGCGUCCCUUCCAGGGCAGGGGCAAGCUGGGCUUUGGAGACUGUGAUGUGUGCGCUUGAAGGGGUGACAGGAAGUGCAGGGCGGAGGAGGAGGAGGAGUGUUGGAGUGUUUUUCUUAGGGACUGGCCUUCUUUUUGGCUGGGUAGGGGACAGUGUAACAGGUGCAUUCCUGAAACUGAAUCCUUUAGAGGAGGGGGAGCGGUUGGAACCAUACCUGGCUGGAAGGAGAAAAGUUUGGAUUUAAAUCCUCCCUUUCUCUCCUGUAAGGAAACUCAAAGGGGCUUACAAGCUCCUUUUCCCUCCCCCCCUCACAACAAACACCCUGUGAGGUGGGUGGGGGAGAGAGCU